AACCUCGCCCCUUCUCUACUCUAGGAUAACCGAAAAAUAAGAAAUGCUUGUGUGUGUGUGUUGUGAGUAAUGUAGAGUAACGGGUGGAAACAAGGUGAACAAUGUACCUGGAUAGACGUACAAGUAAUCAAUACCACCACUUCGCCGCCCACGGGGGAAGAAAUUGUGUCACGUGAUCGAGAUAAGGAUGACCCCGCCACCCGGGUCGAGCAGACGACUCAUCCAACAAAGCGUUUAGGCUGACACCGGAUACCCCACUGCACAAACAUAAUGCACGACAUUCCAGGCGGCCUGGUCAGUCAACAACAGAGAUUUAAUUUUUGUCGAUAUUCAGCAAUCAGUUAGUGGGCGCCAUGACACCGUCUCUCAGUACAAGGACCGUCCUUGCCUACCCCUCCUGCCCCAGCCAGCUAAGAGGAUGACAUUCUGGUCUCGGUACGAUCCUGUUCGCAUGAGCGCAGGAAACACAGACUACUGGAACAAGAUGAGAGUACAGAGAGAAGACCAGAGUGCCAGGCUAAAGUAUGGGGUAAACUCGCCCAUGUUUCCUGCAGGUAUUGCCACAUUCGGUCCUACUUCAAAGCUCCAUAGGUCUGCUGGCGGUAUCCCACGUCUACCCGACCUAGCGUUCCCCAACAUGGGGGUGGAAAGUUCCCGGGGGCAGCUGCCAGGGGCCGUGGCUAGGAGUCAUCCAUCUCCCAGACUUCGUCGCUAUUUGAUGGACAACGAGUUCAACCGCCGUGCUCGUGAGGGCUUCCGGUACUGGCUGAUAGAGAAGCCCAAGCCUACGAAGUUUGGCAGGUAUGGCAUCGGUUCGUACAAGACAGCGCUGGGAGUAGGCAACGCCCCAAGAACGUAGGCCAAUAUACGUGAAGUCACGUGGUGACUUAGUAGACUUCUGGGGUCAUAGUUAUGAAGCAAAAGUAAGUCGUUUCCCCAGGGCAAAAUGGAGAGCUGAAGAAAAAUCAGCGUCGAGAACCCGCGAACUCCAUAGGACACUCUUGCCAUCUCUUUAUCACUGUGGAUCCAGGAGUAAAAUAACAUCUGAGAGGUCUGGACACCUGGACAUUACAACUUCGGAAACAAGACCCUUGCCCUCGGGUUCUCCAACAACUUACCCUCGCUUCAUAGCUACCGCUCCUGAAGGUGCUUGACCUGGCCACCAGUCCAAAUAAGUUGAUUCUUGAUAAACGCUACACCUGGACAAGUCAACUAUCAUGUCAUCAGAAAGGACGCUGAUAAUUAAUUUUUUUUGUUAGUUUGGUUUGUAUAUUUAAGGAGUGAAGUAGGAAGAAUUCAUGCAGAAGAGAACGUGGGUGAGAGAGUGUGAGAGAGUGUGGACGUGAUGGUCGCGCUCAUGAUAGGGUCACAAAAAAUGUGUACAUAAACAAUUUACCUGUAACCGUGUGUGCAUGCAUGCGUGUAGAACACAGCAACAAACAAUGUCGGGUGUUUGAAAACUGUAUAAAUGCUAAUUUACAGUAAUGUGUUGCUUAGCUACUCAGAUAAGUUCUGAGAAAUGAGCCAUUGGCCCAUGUGUGUCUGUGUGUGAACAUUUUGACCUGUUCGUGUCUGCAGUUAGUCGUUGGACGAAGUGAUAGGUAAGGAUUUAAAUAUUUAAAUACAGGUUAAAAAAUGUCCGUCCAUUUCAACGAGAUUUUGUCCAGAGAUUAUACAACCCCUUUAAUGAGGCCGUUGGACCAAUGUAUUGUGCAUACGAAUGGGUCCUUCUUUUUUUUGGAAAUGUUAUUCUAAAUGUUAUUUUGUACAAUCAUAACGGUCCUGGCCUGGACUGGGCUGCUUGUACGAGCGGUUCAUCGUUUUAUUGACACAUCAAAGAGAAGGGAACUACCUUUCACUCUCUGUAAGUUAUAAAUAUUUACUUUCACUCUAUGUAAGAUAUAGAUAUUUAUUUGCGUACAGAGAAACUCUCAUGCAGUCCAACCGUGACACAACCAGGGUGACAAUCUAAAAGGAAAUGCGUUUGUGUGAAUAUUUCUGUAAUGGAAUGAAAUACUGUUUCGAUGUUUAUUAAUAUUUUAACAUAUUUAGAAAGGUCUUGAAAAGGCAAGUGAUGUAGUGUGUAAUGAAUGCUGAGAGAAAAUAUUUAUGUGUAAAUGGUGGUGUUGGACGUCUCAUCCAUUUCAGCACGCUGUCGUAGUAAAAGAGGGAAGAGAGAGAGAGAAGACGAUAUCAACGAAUUUUGAGGCUCUGGCUUGUUCUACUACUGCUUGCACCAAAAAAAAAAAAAAAAAAAAAAAAGAAGAAAAAAAAAACCCAGGUGCAGUGCCGAGGCUGUUUUCAAACUCAAGUAAAAAGUAUUUUUCCAAGCACCGAAAUUCGAUAUUACCUAAAUAUCCACCUUUUUCGUCGGUCACAAAAAUACUUGAUUUUCGUCUAGUCUGUAACUGUAGUAGAGGGACUGGGUUUCAGCUGUGAAUAUUUCACCGACUUGAAAUUCAGGAUUUCGUUCCAAAAGAAAAUGAGCCAACGAAUUGAAGCUCUCAAACUUGUCCACUUUUAAAUAAAAUAAUGAUUUCACCUUUCAACGUGCCCGCGCUGCUUUAUUUUUUUGUCACAACAUCAGUGCCAGAAUAAAAACUAUGGGCAAGCAUUGAAACCUAUAUUGUUUGCUUGCAAUCCUGUUUUAUUUAUCCUAGACCCUACCCAUUCAUUUUUCACCCUACAGCAUGCUGACAUUUUCAUUUCUAAAAACAAUUUUAAAAAAUACUGGAAUAUAAGUGUGAAUCUCAAAACUAGUUUUCUUGAAAUGAAUUCAUGUGUAUUAUAUUUUUUGGACAAAAAUUGUAUUUUUGCUGUAAUUUUAAAGAAUAGAAAGAUCACUUAUUGAAAAGGUUAGACUUUAAUAAGCGAGCUUGUAAAGAUGGUUUAGUGAGAAACUUGAAGGAACCGCUGCAUAGUACAGUUUGUUUUACAAAGCGUUUGAUUAGUUGAUUGUCCCAGGACUAAACAUGGGGGCGCCAUCUUACCGCAUCAGUAUUACGGUUUGUACAUAGGUUUUCUUUGGCGUGGAGUGGCUUUGUUUUAUUAUCUCCCCCCUUGACGCUAGUUUGCUUCCCUUUCUUGAACAGCGCGCGGACAGCAACAUUUUGCCGAGUAAACAAAUUCAAGAAGAAAAGAGAAAAAAGACAAACAAAAGAAAUUGAUUUUAGAAAACGCUUGUUUAUUGAAAGCGAGAGAAAGCUGCGGUGUCAGUAGUUUUGUCACAAAGGUCCAUGUCACCAUCAGCAGCUGUUGGUGGCAGAAUGAUUUUUCUCCCACUGAUGUCUGUUAGCAACACCGGCGCAAUCGAAGGUGGGUAAAAAAGGAGGAAUUAAUUGUUUAAGGUCAUGCUUUCCAGGCUUAAUCGAACAGUUCAUGCACGGGAGGGUAGAAACGAUCGGCUUUUGUUUUGAGAGUUUUGUUUCUUGUCGUGACUAGAUCAUUUAUGAGUGUAAGUGUGCAGCGUGGAAUAAAUGGUGUUUGGAAACAUU
This is a messenger RNA of Pomacea canaliculata, 3494 nucleotides long. RefSeq lists its product as uncharacterized. The coding region runs from base 419 to 859 and encodes 146 amino acids. The transcript has 5 exons. The record is from RefSeq and is a predicted model, not a curated record. NCBI's taxonomy places the organism in Eukaryota, Metazoa, Mollusca, Gastropoda, Architaenioglossa, Ampullariidae.